AUCAUUGUCAAAAUUGUCUCCGGCAUCAGGCGAGUGAGGCUCGGCUUUUGCUUAUCACUUUGGCAAAAUUUCGCAAAUUUUACUAACAAAUCUAUAGAUAAUCCGAUUGUUUCCACCAAUUUCAAAAGGUUUACCUCACAGGUUCGCAAUGGGCGACGGCCGAAGUAGGGGCAGUAGCAGCAGUAGCCACCACGGGGGUUCGCUCGUCUACGUUGGAAACAUUCCGAAGGCGGCCUCCGAGGAUCAGCUGCGCAAAUUCUUCAACGACUGCAAGGGCAUAGUGUCGUUUAGUUUCCGGCUGGAUGAUUGCACCUACUGUCCGACGAAGAUUGCCUUCGUCAAGUUUGCCAACCGGUACGACGAGGAUCGGGCCCUCCGCAUGAACCAGACGUUCUUCCAGGGGAAGCGUAUUUUCGUGGCCAACGUCGACACGGAUCGGAACUUUACGCCGCGGUAUGCGAUAAUGGUGAAGCAAUUGAAUGAAUAUAUCACUGAGGAGGAUGUGUACGACCAUUUCAAGAACAUCGGUGCGAUCGAGUGCGUUCAGAAGCCGGCGGUGAACUAUGCGUACGUUUCGUUUGAACGCAGUGAGAGUACCCAGCGCGCACUGGCCAUCAAGAACCGCAAUCUGAAAGGGGUGGACAUAGAAGUGUUUCCGGUGAAGCGCAACAUCAGUAUGAUGUUGGAGAAGCCGAAACUUCUGACGUUCGCUGAUAUUCAGGACAAGUGUGAAGCUAUGGGAUUGAGAUAUGAACCAGAAGCGGAAACGCAAACCAAAUUGCUCGUCACCAACAUUCCGCGUCACGUGCCCGAGGAAGAGGUGAUCGAUUAUCUUGGCAAAUUCGGAAAGAUAGUGGAUUGGGAAAUGCAAAAGUCGCCCAUUUCCGUUCUGACCAACAUUGGCUACGUGACCUACUUGAACCCCAAAACGGCACGCUUUGUCUAUCUGUUUAUGCCGCACAACUUCCAAGGAGUUGCCCUGGACAUCUACAAUCCGAGGAUUACGUACGGCGAGAUCAAAUCCACCACGGCCGUGCUGCUGAAGAGGACCAAUGUUUAUCUGACAAACGACGAAAUUUUCCAAGCAAUGAACGAGUGCGGACGGGUUGCCUACAUCCAUCGGGUUGACUCAGCGCGAUACUGCACCAUCGUACGGUUCAUGUUCUCCGUGGCCGUAAUGACGGCCUUGAAAGUGAAACGCAUUGCCGACGAAAAUGUGUAUAUCACCAGAUUCUCAGAACAAAGCUACCUUUCGGAAAUGGCUCCGAUACCGGAGGUAGUGCCCAAGAGCAAUCUUCGUCUGCACAAGGAAUCAAUGCUGCGAAAAAUGAUCGAAAAAGAAGAUCAGGCUGAGUUGUCGCGUGUUCGAACGAUACCGAACGUCAACUACGUGUGCCCGAAUGCGGAAUUCUACAAAAAUGAAGUUCUCGUAAUGAACUACCCUCCCGGAACGGCACUUGUCCAAUUUAGGGACUACUUCAAAAAGUGUGGUAACGUAAUCAACUUCCGGCAAACGGACAAAGCCGUGAAUAUCAAACAAGCUUUUUUGAGUUUCGAUACUCGGCUGGAAGCAAGACGGGCUUGCACUAUGAACCAGAACUUUAUGGCCGGCAAACGGUUGCUAAUUCACAUGGCCAAUGAGAGCCUGUAUCUCGACCCGGAGCUGUGUGUUCUUGUGGCAGGAUUGAACACCUCGAUCUUGGACGAGGACAUUUACGAUCGGUUCAGCGACAUUGGAAACGUGAAAUUCGUUCUGAGACAGUCUCCGGGCGUAGCUUGUGUGUGCAUGGAGCAUAAGCGUUGGUACGAGGCGGCACUUCGGGUCAUCAUGGUCAAUACCCACAGGGUCAUCGUCAACAGAGUGAGCGCCAGUGCCAGUGUUCCAGUUGUACCUGGUCCCGGUGGAACGCAACAGUUACCUCAAAUGAUUCCGGUGGCCAACGAUCAGAGACCAAACUUGCGUGCAAUCAAUUUGAACGGACCUAGAGGUACUUUAAAGCCUGUGGGACCUACGGCAAAUAGCGGUCCUGUAAUGGGUCCAAGGGGACCACUGCAGAUGGGACCCAGAGGACCAAUGAUGGGUCCAGGAGGUCCGAUGGGAGGUCCUAUAAUGGGUCCAGGUGGUCCGAUGAUAGGACCAGGCGGUUCAAUGAUGGGCCCAGGUGGACCAAUGAUGGGCCCAGGAGGCCCAAUGAUGGGUCCAGGUGGUCCGAUGAUGGGUCCAGGUGGUCCCAUGAUGGGUCCAGGAGGUCCCAUGAUGGGUUCAGGAGGUCCCAUGAUGGGCCCGUGUGGACCUAUGAUGGGCCCAGGCGGUCCGAUUAUGGGUCCAGGUGGUCCGAUGAUGGGUCCAGGGGGUCCAAUGAUGGGUCCAGGGGGUCCAAUGAUGGGCCCAGGAGCUCCAAUGAAUCAGAGCAGCCCAAUCGUGACUCCUGCUAUGCGACGUUUGAUGCAAGUAAUCGAAUCAAAAAUGAUGAACAUUCAAGCUUUUACUUCUCUUCCGAUGAUUGAACAAUUCCGCCUGGUUCAUGGAAUAGUGAAUCAGUUUAUCAAUGUUCCACAAUUUCUGACCAUGAGACCGGAUGCUAAAAUAAAUUUCUUGAUUAGUGGCCAAAAUGGCUUUGCAUAUGCCAAUACCUUCACCUUGUUUACCUAUCCUCAACAAUUGCAACUGCUGUCAUUGAUCCAACACGACUAUUUAAACACGAUCAAUGCUCCUGCCGGCCCAUCCGUCGUACAAGUUGUACCCUCACAGGGUUCAAUGAUUCCAGACCCUACAAUGAAUCCAGAACCCCCUUUUGAAGCUUUUCCGAACAAUACUUCAGACCCCACAGCUGCAAGCGACAACUUGGCUCCAUGGCAGACCAAAGCUUCGAAACCGCCGAUCGAAACAGAAACAUCGGAUGAUUCUAUAUAUGCUACUGUGCCACUGUCUGCGCAGGAUCGCUUUGAAAAGGCCGAAAAAUUACGCCUGGAAAGUGAUUCCAAAGAAUCCAAAAACCCAGAUGUAAUGAGUGUCAGUUCGGAUUCGGAUUCCGAUUCUAUUCCUCCAGCUCCAGAACCUCCCCAGUUUAGUACAAGGCGAUCUCGCUCAGCUUCACCCGAAUUACCGUCCAGUUUACGGAGAGCGCGCAGCCGAUCACCUUACUCCUACCAGCGUCGGUCCAGAUCACGAUCUCUGUCCCGUACUCGUUUGUCUCGUUCUCCACGAGGUCGCACAAGUUUGAGUCCGUUCUCAAAGGCACUUCUUUCCAGUCCUUUGUUGCGGUACGAUCGCUCCGUUUCCAAAUCUCCGGAUCGCUACCAUCGCAGUAAAAGCCCUGUGCUACGCACCGUCUAUCGCUCGGACAGACUGCGAUCUCGAUCACGCUCACCUGUUUACCGUUCACGAUCGCGAUCGCCUAAAAGAACGAACUUAAAAAGUGUUCAACAGCGGUCAAACUUCCAAAGCCGGUCCAAGAGUGGCUCCCCGCUAUCCCUCAGUCCCGCACCGCUAACCUCAUCGACCAAGAUGUGGGACGAUCCUUCCCAGCCGAAAGAACCCGCACGAUACACAUUCCAAGUCGAUGGACACAAGGAAACGUCCAACUGCAUAUUCGUUGGAAACUUACCAUCGGAAACCACUGAGGAACAGAUGGUCGAAAUCUUCGGGAAAUUUGGACAAAUUCUGUCGGUCAAGUUCGCGAUCAACGCGGCUAAUAUUAAGCGCGCUUUCCUGACGUUCGACACGUACGAUCAGGCAGUGAAGGCACUGGACAUGCACUUGCGUCAGUACCGGGGGCACCUUCUUCGGGUUGCGUUCGCCCAUAAGAUGCUCAAGGAACGGCCUGGCUUUUCCGUGUCCAUCGUAGUGAAAGGAAACCAUUACAACGAAAUCGACGUAUUCAACACGUUCAAGCUCUGCGGGGACAUAUCCUACUUGUGGACGCGUAGCUACAAAAAGGAAGACAACAUGACCGCGUUGUACCACGUGAUUGACUUCAAGCAUCGGGAUGCCGUCCGAGUGGCCCUGGAGACGCACAAGCUGGUCAACGGAAGCAAGUGCAAGGUGGGAGCGAUCGUGCGUUAGGAUGUUUUCUGCUUAGGGCACCGGAAUGUGCCCAGGAAUAAUGAUGGCAGUGAAAGCAUGGGGUGAGUACCGUUUCGAUUUUAUUGAAUUGAUGAUGAUCAUUUUGUUCUGUGGAUAAGCAUAUUUAGAUAACGGUAGAAUUCGUUGAAUUGAGGAGAUAGGUGGUAAAGAAGUUGUGUACAACAGGAAGGACAGAGUUAAAAGAGGAUUUUUAAUACUUGCAGGUUAAUUAAUCUAAUCUAAUUGAAUCUAAUAUCUAAUGCAUUUAUUUGAGUUUGUAACACGUUUGGGUAGGCCGUAGAGCGCUUUGCGAAAAAAAAACUAAGAUUAAUCAAAGCUUUUAGAACAGACCUGAUGUCGUUUUUUCUAAGUUAUUAAGGCCCAUAGGUAUACAUAAAUAACCAUAAUUUUGAACAAAUAUCUCCGAAAGAUGUACUAAAAAUCUUAUUUUUAUAAUAAAUGUUCCAUAAAUGUAUUUCUAACUCUAUAAAUAGUUGCAGCAUAUGGGAAUUCGAUGAAUGAAGAAAUGAAUUGUUUAGGUUAGCGUUAAGACUAGUAUUAAGACAUUUAAGCUAAGUUUUGAUAAACAAUUAUUGAAAUAAAACAUCUAAUAUCUAUCUAUUCUACAUACAUAUUAAUAAUAGUAUAACUUACAAUUUAAGAUACUUACUGUAAACUAUAAUUAAAACUAUGUAAUGUAACGCAUUUCAAAAUGUAAUCCAUCAUUUUCAAUACAUGCAGUGAAACAUC
Aedes aegypti (yellow fever mosquito) is the source of this 4816-nucleotide messenger RNA. RefSeq lists its product as uncharacterized. Bases 149 to 4066 code for a protein of 1305 amino acids. Gene Ontology annotation, molecular function: RNA binding. NCBI's taxonomy places the organism in Eukaryota, Metazoa, Arthropoda, Insecta, Diptera, Culicidae. The transcript has 10 exons. The record is from RefSeq and is a predicted model, not a curated record. Gene Ontology annotation, cellular component: ribonucleoprotein complex.